UUAAGCUACUUCCGACUGUAUGCUUUAUUCAAGAAAGAACUUUUAUAGUUAAUAUGUGCACUACCUUUCAAAAGUUUGAGGUCACCCAGGCAAUUUCACGUUUUCCAGGAAAAUGCACACUUUUAUUCAUGUGCUAACAUAACUGCACAAGGGUUUUCUAAUCAAAUUAGCCUUUCAACACCAUUAGCUAACACAAUGUAGCAUUAGAACACAGGAGUGAUGGUUGCUGGAAAUGUUCCUCUGUACCCCUAUGGAGAUAUUCCAUUAAAAAUCAGCUGUUUCCAGCUAGAAAUGUCAUUUACCACAUUAACAAUGUCUAGACUGUAUUUGGUACAUUUAAUGUUGUCUUCAUUGAAAAAAGGCUUUUCUUUCAUAAAUAAGGACAUUUCUAAGCAACCCAAAACUUUCUAACGGUCAUGUAGUAAAAUACCAGCACAUGUGGAAGUGUAGGACAUUUUCAGAAGACAGACUCUUGCCUUGUUUACGAGAGUUUCAUGGGUUUUUGGAAAUUUGUCACAUGGAGUAUGAAAUAUUACAUAGUAAUACCUUUAAAUUAAACAGAAAAGGCAGCAGUAUGUUUUGUUACAGUGAGGUGAGCAGUGAGGCUUUAGGAAUAGAACAACACCCCAGUACAUGUACCAGCAGCUGAAACUCUAGACAUGUGGAGGAGAAGGUUUUGCAUAGUCAACUGUACGACGUGACGUAAGCUUACAGGGACAGUGGCCUGGAGCUGCAGUGGAAAGUCACACAUGUGGAAGUAUGCACAUACACAACGCCAACACUCUACCUACUAAGUGUCUCCCCUCUCUAACACUUUCCAUUUGACAUCCCGUCCCCUUGCUGGGUGCUGCUGAAUUGCCCGAGCUUGAAUGAUUGAGUUCAGAUGCUGUGUGCUCCCACCCACUCUCGUCCAUCGUAUGGAUUGGCUGAGCAGCACGGCGGUUCCUUAACUCAGAACGUUUUGUAACCUUUAUUACUAGCUGGGAGGAGGGGAGAGGGAAUUCCUCAAACUCCUGAAGUGCUUUUGAAUUUUGUUGUGGAACAUUAACACUUAGAGGAGGAUGUGGUGCAAAUGUGAUUCAGCAGAGAACAAUUUUCAGCCAGUCAAGUGCCCAAUAGAAACACUCUGAGAAUCCAGACAGGCCUCUCCCUCUGAUUGGCUGCAUAUAUCAACCAAUAGAAAAAUUAGAUGCACUCUGUGAUGUCAGUUCUGUAACAUGAGCUGCUAUUUUGGCACGUUAAGGCAAAAGUCCAACUUCUGUAAUUAAUACUUGACAUUAAUAUAGUUAUAAUAUUACCAACAAGCACAUUUUGCUGUAAAAUCAGCUGCAAAAUUACAUGAAAGCAUACUAAAAGUUUGCGUGUGCUCAUAUGAUCCAUAUCAGGCUGCUGUUAUGACACUAUUAGGAGCAGAUCAACAAGUGCUCAGAUAUCCGACUGUGCCCCACAUACUGGUAAACAUGAGAUUCCCAUAACAGGUGUGUACAACUCGGUUGCCCACUGUGUGAUAGGUGACUAUAAAUUGAGCUGCUUCUUCCACAUGGGAACAGUGAGCACACAGCAUCAGGCACAAGACAAGGACACUGAAGGAACUAAGUACCUGAAAGGAUUGUAAAAAAAUUUUUUUUUACCUCUUUGCUGGAUUAUAACCUUGUGGAAAACUAUUAAGGUAAACUUGUAUAUGAGUACAUCAGCAAUUUUUAAAAUUACUUUUUUAUGGGUUCAGACUUAAUGUCAGAGGUGGUGGAAUAAAAUGUGAGAUGUACAGAUUAAAUAUGGAAAAUAGACACAUUAAUGUGUUUUAUACCUGCACUAUACUGCAAUGUAUCACUCAGUUCUCAUGAAGCUAAAAGUCCCCAUAACUCACAAGUGAAUGAUGAAUGCUUGUUUUUCAGUGAGUGGUGGUAUGCUGACCUGCUUAUUUCAAAGAAAGUUUAUGGCCCCAGGCAUUUCCACGACAGAGCCACUUGCAAAGACUAGUCUGCCGCUGAAGAAAACUUGAAGCCUGUUUUUAUCUUCUCUCACAGGUAUGCAUGACUUUUAGCAUUAAAUAUGACUAACUCACUGAGUAAACUAAAUAUUGCUUACACUCAGUUUUUAUUAUGUGCUAAAUGUUAUAUUCAGUGUGAGAAACUCUAAAGUUAUUAUUCAUGUGUCUCUCUUCAGUUAGUUGAUAAACUGUGGCGUGUUUUCUGCGUGUGGUCUAAUACAGUUAUGGCAAAAUAUCAUUAAGGGCAAAUCUUUCCAUUUAUAUCAUCAGCCAAGGCUUUGAAAUGGUUGUCAUGAAAUCCAAAGACAUGGUGCCCUCUGCGGCAGUCAAGUUCUUCGGAGCAGGCACCGCCGCCUGCAUUGCUGACCUCAUCACCUUUCCACUAGAUACUGCCAAAGUCAGACUACAGAUUCAAGGAGAGUCUCAGAAAGCUGAAGGGGUUGGUGCAGUGAAGUAUCGAGGAGUGUUUGGCACCAUCACCACCAUGGUGCGUACAGAGGGGCCCAGGAGUCUCUACAACGGCCUGGUGGCAGGACUACAGAGGCAGAUGAGCUUCGCCUCCGUCCGAAUCGGCCUUUAUGAUUCCAUGAAGCAAUUCUACACUCGAGGAACUGAGAGUGCUGGGAUUGUGACCCGGCUCAUGGCGGGCUGCACCACUGGGGCCAUGGCUGUGGCUUGUGCGCAACCAACAGACGUGGUGAAGGUGCGUUUCCAAGCCCAGGUACGACUGGCUGACGGUGGGAGGAGAUACAACAGCACUCUGGAAGCCUACAAGACGAUCGCCAGAGAUGAGGGCGUGCGGGGCCUUUGGAAAGGUACAUGUCCAAACAUCACCCGUAACGCCAUUGUGAACUGUGCAGAGCUGGUGACCUACGACACGAUCAAAGAACUCAUCCUGAAGUACGAUCUAAUGACAGACAACCUGCCGUGUCAUUUCACAGCUGCCUUCGGUGCAGGUUUCUGUACAACAGUGGUGGCGUCUCCAGUGGACGUGGUGAAAACGCGGUUCAUGAACUCAGGAGCUGGUCAGUACAGCAGCGCAGUCAGCUGUGCUCUCACAAUGCUGAAGAAUGAAGGACCUGCAGCCUUCUACAAAGGGUUCAUGCCUUCGUUCCUGCGACUGGGCUCCUGGAACAUUGUGAUGUUUGUGACUUAUGAACAAAUUAAAAGAGGCAUGACCAGAGCACAGCAGUACUGGGAGUCACCAUUUUGACCGCAGCUUGUUGGACUUUUUUGCUAAUCAGGGCUGCUCAGACACAAUGGUCGAACAAACACCACGAUUCAGUGGCGACUGAGGGUUGGGAAAGGAGGCCUGUAGAAGCCCAAAGGAAAGCGACAAAUGCUUUUGGGGCCAGUGGUCGCAUUACUGACAUGGCUCAGAGGUGGACUUUAUGUAAUAAGGACUUGCGUCAGAGAUACUUCUGGGGCAUCGUUGCAAUACCAGAAUGAUUGAAGGAUUGGAGCGUAAAGAGACGUUUUAUGAAAAUGAUGGUCAGUGCUUCCAUUGCAAAGAAGCUCUUGAGGUGUAAAAGAUGGCUGUGAAAUGAUUAAUCAAGAUUUUUAUCUCAUCUGUACACUGAAAACUUGAUCAGCUGUCUGAAGAUGGGCUUUGACCUUUACAGGAUGAACUGAAAGAUCGCAUGAUUAAUGUCAUGGUGGAGGUGUAAUAUUUAUGUUAUUGUGGGUUUCCCGUGAAAGGAAAGGGAAUUUUGUGACCUGAACAGUGACCAUUUUAUUGUCUUUUACAUUGUUGUCUGUAUUGUGGAUUGUUUACACUAUUCUUCAUUGUUUGUGGUACUUAGUCAGGGAUUUAUAGUUAAAUGUAGAUAUUUCUUGUUGGCAACUGUAUGAUUUAUUGCUGGUCGAUGAGUCACGUCACGCACAAUGAAAAUAAUGUCAGUUAAUAAAUAAAAUGAUAAUCUUUUCCCCUUUUGUCUGUCAUUCCAUUUAACGUGCAAAUCCUGAAAUAUUUCAUUUCAGUAAUGUAUUGUACUUACAUCUUUUGCUUUUUACUUUUAGGCACUACAGUUCUGAUUUGUUUUUUUUCUGAGCAAUACCUGGCACAAGAACUUUCUUUGGGAAUAAUAAAGUUCUUAUCUUGUCUUAUCUUAUCUUAUCUUAUCUUAUCUUAGCUUAGCUUAAAUGCAGUUUAAAUAUUAUGACUCAUAUCAUAAAUUUUUAAGUUUCCUUGUGGCAGAAAUCAACAUUUGAAAGUCUUCGGACACUGUAAAACAAUAUAUUUCACAUCUUAAACUUGGAGCUCGAUGAGUGUUUCCAGAAUGCAUGAAUAUUUUGUUUUUGUAUCUGAUCACUUACACGACUGGAUUAUGCAGUCAUAUUACCCAACUCUUUGGUCAAUAAUUAAACCUCUGAAGACCGUACUUCUGAAUAAAUGCUGUUUUGUUUCAAGGGUCUUGGAAAAUUUCCACCUGCUCUUAUUGCUGAAUUUAACAAAUGGGUCAGACACAAAUAGAAGCACAGCAGCAUUGUACAUCUACAUCUACAGUACAACAUGUACCCGAGCACACAACUUUACUGUCCACACAUUUCAUCAACUCUGACAACUCUUCCUCGUAUGUAGGCUGUAACUGCUAAUACAAUGCUGCAUUACUUUGCAUCAACCUAUAAAGGGAACAUAUUUGCUAACAAAUUUCACUAUUCAGAUACAUAAUACUGUGUGAAUUUUGUUUGCACAAAUAUGUAUUGAAAAUAAAAACUAAAACUUGGUGCUUUUUCCUGCUUCACAGAAUUAACAGCAUGCUUCGGUUAAACACCUAAUGGGUACAGGAACAUCAAGCCAUGGAACACGUUUAAACAAAAAUGUGGUGAGGCCAUUAACCGCCUGAACAUAUGGCUCUCAUUUAGCAGGCAAUGCACUGUGUGUUCUUGUGUUUUCAGCAUGACUCAGCAUCUACUCUAAAAGCCUGACAAUACUGUACAGACCUCUAAACAAACAACUGACUUAAUGAAGUUAAUUUUAGCAAGUUGGAAUAUUCAGAUUUACAGAUGAAGCAUUUUAUUUUUACAAAGCAAAGCAGUGUAAUAGGUCUGCUAUUGCUGUUAGUGUGGGGACACAAUAAAGAUGAAACUUUGAUUAUGAAACUGUUAAGACAAACAAAUGUGUGCAUGAGACAAAUAGAACCACAGCCUGUUUGUCACAAAAGACAUUUAUAGUCUGUCUGUUUGUCUGACCAGUAGGAAGCCUCCAUAGAUAUGACUGGGGAGGGGCCCCACCAGUAACACAUGCCAUGAUGUAACAGCAUCACAGCAUUAUUUAAAGACAGGCUCUGUUCCUUACAGUACUGCACACUGCCCAUUAAUCGCUCCAGAUCCAGCGUUUCAUUUGGAUAUUUACACCGAGCAGCAUUUCAGCUUUCACAUAUCAAAUUACGGUACAAUCAAAAUGUUUCCAACGACUUUCUUGGAAUAUUGAAAUGAUUGUCUUUAAGCUGUGUUACAUUACUAUGUUGUUUUUGAGCUUAUUUCUGUUUUUUACGAGUAUGAUUUUAAGGCUUCUCCCUUUUGAAAAAUCUUCAAUGGAAAAACAAGGAAACCAAUUCAUUGCUGAGACAAAAUUCAGCCAAAGAGACACCUUUAGAGAAUCCUGGUCUCUAAUGUUUCUGUCCUAAACUGCUCCACGAAGGGUAAGGUUUGCUCAAUAAAGUUAUUAAUUACAAAGUUGUGGAGUAAAAUGGGAGAAAUUCUGCUGUUGAAUUUUGGUGCAUGAGAGGGUGCACAAUGUACC
Acanthochromis polyacanthus (spiny chromis) is the source of this 5735-nucleotide messenger RNA. Its product is annotated as mitochondrial uncoupling protein 2-like. Gene Ontology annotation, cellular component: mitochondrial membrane. The transcript is spliced from 6 exons. The coding region runs from base 2274 to 3203 and encodes 309 amino acids. Lineage: Eukaryota; Metazoa; Chordata; Actinopteri; Pomacentridae. Gene Ontology annotation, molecular function: oxidative phosphorylation uncoupler activity. Gene Ontology annotation, biological process: response to cold; adaptive thermogenesis; mitochondrial transmembrane transport. The record is from RefSeq and is a predicted model, not a curated record.